This is a messenger RNA of Marasmius oreades (fairy-ring Marasmius), 348 nucleotides long. RefSeq lists its product as uncharacterized. The record is from RefSeq and is a predicted model, not a curated record. Lineage: Eukaryota; Fungi; Basidiomycota; Agaricomycetes; Agaricales; Marasmiaceae. The coding region runs from base 1 to 348 and encodes 115 amino acids. The transcript has a single exon.
AUGGGAGUCACGGCCGCCACUUCAUCCUUGACACAUCCCCUCUAUCCAUCAACGUCCGAAAGUGACCGAACCGUUAUAUGGGGGCUUUCAACCACUUUCCGAACCGGUGGCUUACACGCUCUGGAACCCGGGGCUAUUCUGCAAGAGGUUGCAGCUUUGCAUAUCAGGAUAACUCGGCCUUCAUCGGUUGGUGGCACCACCUACAGAGCAAUUAGCGUGAGCGAACAACUCGCCGGCCUAAGAAGACUUCUCUAUGGCUGGGAAAGUAGAGAAACCGAUACUGGAAAGUGGUUUAGACGAGCAGCGGAGGUAUGGCUGCCCCUCUCCACCCAAGACCUGUUCAGCUGA